GAAUGACAGCGCGGUGAGUGGUGGCGACCGAUUCCAAAGCAGAGCACUCUUGAUCAGUGCGCGCCUUGCCGACCUGCCGAGGCCGUCCAUGGCCAACUAUCUCACCUGACUUGCACCUGCCGUGGUCACAAGAUCGGUGAGCCGCGCAGUGAUAGAUAGUGACCCUUUUAGUGAUUCGCGGUGGUGACAUCACAAGUGAUGUGAACUGAUUUUGGCACCUAGGUGCUUCCUGUGGCCAAAGUUCACCAAGUGCUAAAGUGAAAUGUGGACAUAAGUACUAGACCAUGGAUACUGAAAGUCCGGUCGUUUGGCCCUCUUGGUGCUACUCAGGCGAGACCGCAACGGAAGCCAUCGAUAGCAGUCCUCAAUUACAAGCCACCAAGUUGGUGAAGAAACGCCGAAUGGAGCGAACAAUCACCAACAACAACGGCCCCACCUCGACCCCCGACUACCCCAUCCACAACAACAACAACCACGUCAAAAACGAGCGACUCAGUCCGGGGACUCCGGACAUUUCCAGUCGCUCGCGAUCAGUCACACCUUCGUCCAACUCGCACCCUGACACCCCCCCAGCGGCCGACAGCCACCCCCUACCCCCGGUCUCGGGCCGGAAUUACAGCGAUUUCAUGCGGAGUCUCGCCGCCAAGUACAACAACGCCAACCCCAAUGAUUAUUUCAGUGCGGCUCGAAACGGCUUUCCGCCGCCGUUGGACCCCCGGUUCAAGUCGAAUUUCCCCAAUCUCCUCCCCAGACUUCCCAAAGAAGCGGAGAAAAAGACCGAUUUUAGCUCCCUUCUUAACCCUUUCGCCAACUCCUCCAUGUUUCCCCCGUUGAUUGAUAUGUCCACGACGCAGACCUUGCUGGCGAUGGUGCGGACUGCCAAAGAGGCCGAACUGCAAGGACUGCUCAAAAGUGUGAAAAGACAGGACGCUUCGUCCCCGUUGGACUUGUCGGCGGCUGCGCCGCCCCUGAAACGGCCUAGGAUGAAGACCUCCUCGUCCAGUAGUCCUAGUACUGUGUCCAAAAGGGCCCAAUCGGAAAGUCCGCGACUUCACGACGAUGUGGCCAGUUGGACAGUGGACGAUGUGUGCAAUUUCGUAUCAAGUAUAGAUAUUUGCGCAGAAUAUGCUCAGAACUUCCGCGACCAGAGAAUAGAUGGCUCCGGUCUGCCUCUCCUGACUGAAGAGCACCUCACCACAACAAUGAACAUGAAACUGGGGCCGGCCCUGAAACUGCGCUCUCUCUUGGCGAAAAAAGUCGGCUCUUGCAGCGUGUGUCUCCACUGUACCCAUUGUCACAACAGUACCGGAUCCCCGGAGCCGUCAAACACCGCCGGAAACACUUCAGAUUCCGGUGGCGCGUCAUGAUCGUCCACUGCCUAUUAUUUAUUUCGUUUUAUUGUUGUACUUAGAAUGUUCCGGGAUAAAGUACAAAGAAGACAUAGAGAAUAGAGCGCGCGAGCUGAAAUCCUGAAGGAAAAAACGAGACGUGCCUGUUGACUAACUGCUCAUUUAAUUAUUACGUAGAAUAGUUCCUAAAUUUUUGAUAUGAUAUCCAACGAAUUUGUGUGUAUUAUUGCUCAAGAGGUGCAAAAUUUUGUAAAUUGUAUAGAUAAGUGUUAGAUGUUACGAUUAAGAUAGAUUUGCUUCUUCUUAAGCUAUAUUUUGUACAGUAUUUUGUUAAUUCAUGUACCUUGUAUUGAUUGAAGUUAAAAUUAUUUUAUAUAAAGAAUUUAAACUGAAA
Messenger RNA from Tribolium madens (black flour beetle), 1743 nucleotides. RefSeq lists its product as uncharacterized. Bases 285 to 1367 code for a protein of 360 amino acids. The record is from RefSeq and is a predicted model, not a curated record. The transcript is spliced from 4 exons. Gene Ontology annotation, cellular component: PRC1 complex. NCBI's taxonomy places the organism in Eukaryota, Metazoa, Arthropoda, Insecta, Coleoptera, Tenebrionidae. Gene Ontology annotation, molecular function: protein binding.